AUGGCAGCUUUCAACAAGGUGGCGCGCAACGUGUUGCAAAAGAGCCCAAAUGAUGUUGUCUUGCUUUCAGCUGUACGCUCGCCAAUCAAUCGUAGCUUCAAAGGCGGAUACAAAGAUGCACAUCCUGAGGAUAUCUUGAUGCCUGUUAUGAAGGCUGCUGUAGAGCGAGCGCAAAUUCAGAAAAGCGAUGUAAACGAUGUCCUUAUCGGAAACGUACUUGCAGAGCUGGGUUUUGCGAAGACGGGUCGAAUGGCCCUCAACCACGCUGGAUUUCCCAACUCGACGACUUUUCACACUGUCAAUCGUCAGUGCUCCAGCAGUCUGCAAGCUAUAACCCACAUCUCGCACUCUAUCAUGGUCGGUCAAAUUGAUGUUGGACUUGCUGGCGGCGUGGAAUGCAUGUCACGGAACUACGGAUCUCGCGGAGUCCCGACCGAUGUUUCGCCCACUCUUCUGGGAUCCACGGUCAAAGAUGCCCGUGACUGUCUGAUGCCUAUGGGCACCACUUCGGAAAAUGUAGCAGAAAGAUAUAAGGUAGAUCGAAAGAGCCAGGACGAGUAUGCUAUACGUAGCCAUGGCCGUGCAAGUCGAGCACAGAAAGAGGGUCGUUUUGACUGGGAGAUCACUCCCGUAACAGUGCCGAGAAUAGACGAGGCUACAGGGCAACCGGCAGGCUAUGAAGUGAGCAAGGACGAUGGCAUUCGGCACGGAUUGACGUUUGAAAAGGUCUCAACGCUGAAGCCGGUGUUCGGAGAGAACGGGAAAAGCACAGCUGGGAACUCCAGUCAGAUCUCGGACGGAGCGUCGUCCACUAUUCUGGCCCGACGUUUUUGGGCAGAAGACCGCGGACUCCAACCACUUGGCCGCUUCGUGGGUACACAAGUCAGAGGCUGUGCGCCGGAUGAGAUGGGCAUCUCUCCAAUCUAUGCCAUACCAGCUUUGCUGAAGUGGGCUGGUGUGGAACUCAAAGACAUUGAUAUCGUUGAAUUAAACGAGGCAUUCGCGAGUCAAACCAUCGCAUGCAUACGCGAGCUUGGUCUGGACGAGGAGAAGGUCAAUCCAAAUGGCGGUGCAAUCGCCCUGGGCCACCCCACAGGCGCGACUGGGGCUCGUCAGACAGCGACCCUGUUCGGUGAGCUUCGGCGGCAAGACAAGGAGAUGGGCAUCGUCAGCAUGUGUGCAAGCACUGGCCUUGGUGUGGCUUCGUUGUUCAUCCGCGAGUAG
Molecule: messenger RNA, 1224 nt
Organism: Parastagonospora nodorum SN15
Lineage: Eukaryota; Fungi; Ascomycota; Dothideomycetes; Pleosporales; Phaeosphaeriaceae
Exons: 2
Coding region: 1-1224 (407 amino acids)
Biological process (GO): phenylacetate catabolic process; fatty acid beta-oxidation
Cellular component (GO): peroxisome
Molecular function (GO): acetyl-CoA C-acyltransferase activity
Source: RefSeq, a predicted model, not a curated record